AUGACUCAUCAUGGGAUUUUGAAACGAACUGGGGAGAAUAGUAAGGUCAGGGUGGUAUUUAAUCCUACGGAACGAGACGCUCAAGGAUAUUCUUUAAAUGAUUACUUAUUAGCGGGUCCCAAAUUACAACAGGACAUAUCAGUAAUUAUAACGAGAUUUAGGCUUAGACCGAUAGCUUUGGCUUGCGAUAUUUGUCAGAUGUUUAGAUGCAUUUUGGUACACCCCGAAGACCGUAAAUAUUUCCAUAUGUUUUGGCGAUCUAGUCCCAAUGAACCUAUAAGGGAGUGGGAGCAUACCAGAGUUAUUUUCGGAGCAACCUCAUCACCAUUUUUAGCAAAUCGUACCAUUAAACAACUUACCUACGAUGAAGGUAAAAAUUAUCCUAAAGCAACGUUAGCUUUGACGCAGCAAACAUUUGUUGAUGACAUUUUAACAGGAGCUUUUAACAAAUCCGAAGCCUUCGAAAUUAAGCGGCAGCUUAUAGGUUUAUUAAAGGCAGGAGGCUUUGAAUUGGGAAAAUGGGCAUCUUCUGACGUAGAUGUCACUCAACCGCUACAAGACUCUGUAGAACUCCCUAUGGGAAUCAUACAAUCUGCUGUUAAGGUGUUAGGAAUUUACUGGGAUACAACGAGCGAUGUAUUUCAAUAUAAGGUACAUGAGGUUAACGAGCCUGCAACGAAACGAGGCAUAUUGUCAAGGGUUGCACGAACUUAUGAUAUUAAUGGUUAUCUAAGUCCCUUUACGUUUUUACUUAAAUGUUUGGUUCAGGCGUUAUGGUUGCAAAAAAUAGGGUGGGAUGAGCCUUUACCAACCGAUAUUUUAGAAAAGUGGUUGCUAGUUAAAGCACAAUUACCUUUGAUAGACAGUAUAACCAUACCUAGAUGUAUAUACAAAACGGAAGUAUCUUGUGCUAGAACAUUUGAACAGACUCGCGAACACUCGAGAACACUCGGGUUUACCAUACAAGCAAAUCGAAUCGCGUUUCAGUUUAGUUCCAACUCCGAGCAACCCCUGAAAUUAAUGCAAGAAAUGAAAGUCGGUCAAGCUGAAAUAAACGUCGUGGCAACCAAAGUAGAAGCCGCGGAAAGUAAAAUCGAAGCGGGUCAAGAAGAAGAAAGACGUAUGAUACAAGAUGAGAUACAGAGUGUCCAAGAGAAGAUUCGUAUGGUAGAAAAUGAAAUGAAAGCCAAAUACGAUGAACUACGAUGA
Molecule: messenger RNA, 1209 nt
Organism: Photinus pyralis (common eastern firefly)
Lineage: Eukaryota; Metazoa; Arthropoda; Insecta; Coleoptera; Lampyridae
Exons: 2
Coding region: 1-1209 (402 amino acids)
Source: RefSeq, a predicted model, not a curated record